UUUUGAUCAUAUUAAGAGAAUUAUUAAGUACUUAGGCCAUCAAGCCUCCUAUCCUUUCCAAACUGGAACUGAAACUGAUAUUCUAAGGAUAAACAUAUUUAUUAUUUUGAUUUUAUUUCAUACAAAAAAUAAAAAAAAUAAAAAUAAUAUUAACUUAAUCAUAGUAAUAAUCUUUGUGUUUAUUACUUGAUAAUACAUAUGCAUAUUAUAUAAUAAAUUGAUUAUGGGAUGAAAUUUGAUCUCGCGUUAUUUGAAUGCCUGCUGAUACAUUGAGAGAUUGGCUAACAUGAAUACAGAAUAAACCGAAAUGAAAUAUCAAAAAUUCCCUACUUUAUUCGCCGAAUAUGAAUCACUAAUCUGCAAAUCUUAAAAAUACCAUUGCAUCAGUGUAUGAAUGGUUGUAAAGAAUAUGAAAAUGUAUAUAAAAUGUAGAGUGUGCCUAUGUAUCGGUCUAUUUUUCUGUACAUAUAUUGUGAAUAAUAUAGUGAAUAGUGAAUUUAUGGAGAUCCAUAAUUUACCAAAAUUUAUCAUGGAACCAAUGGAUAGAAUUUAUUAUUCAUCUAAUCAUCCAUCACAAUUUAUUACUAAAUUACAAUUAUAUGCAUUAAUUACACCGAAAAAUGCUACAAUACAACUUGGUGCUGUACAUAAAGAUAAACCAAAUAUGAUUAUAUAUUUACCGACAGUUAUAGAAUAUUCAACGGAAUCAUAUUCAAUGACAUUUGCUCAAACUCAUGCUAAAAUUCAAUCUAUUUCAUUCAAUGAUCAUUUAGAUCAUUUAAAUGAUCUCAUUUCAUAUAUAAAUAAUUUUGAUAAUAGUAAUAGUAAUGGUAAUAAUAAUAAUAAUAAUAUUAAUAUUAAUAUGAAAGAAAAUAUCAAUCUUUGGUCAAUUACUGUAUAUAAUUUUUUACCAGAUAUGAAAUUAUUAGUCUUAGCAACUACAAAUUAUGGUACAAUGACUAGUCAUUUAAUUGAUUUGAAAACAAGUGUUCUUCCAGCUUUCCCACCUCAUUCAGAUAAAUAUUUAUCACUCCUUAUUGGAAAUACAGCAAUUAUUAUUUGUCAUUUACCACCGUCACAACCAUCAUUACCUACAGUACAUUUUUAUCAUAACAAUAUAAGAUUAGAUUUAACACAAACUGACAGAUAUCGUUUAAUUUAUAUUGGUGGUGAUGAUUCUGGGUUACCAUGGGAAGUAUAUUCACAGAAACCUCAUUUUAGACAAGAACAUUUAAAGAAAUACAAACCAAGUGCUGUUAUCUUGCUCAUUCAUUCACUUCAACUUUCUGACACUGGACAAUAUUAUUGUUCAGUAAGCUUAUUCGAUAAAACAAUUUCAUCAAAUCAAAGAACUCAUCUGGUUGUGACAAAACCAAAUGAAAAAAUUUGGACCCAUUUAAAAUUUUCAUCAGAUGAUCCUGAUCUAUCUUAUUUAUAUAAUACAAAUAAUGAAAUCAAUUCAAAUACUCUAACUAUUCAUAAUGAUAAUAAUAAUAAUAAUCCAUUGAAUACAAUUAAAGAAAUCAACAUUAAUGAAAAUACAAAUUUAACAUUAUUUUGCAUAUUUGAAAGUGCCCCAGUUGUUUCAACACGUUGGUAUUAUGAUGGAUUUAUGGAAAAUAUUGAAAUUAAUCAAAAAUUUGGUGUAUUAAUCAUUAAAUACGCUAGACUGGAAAAUCAAGGUAUUUACACUUGUUCAGUGGAUAAUUCUCAUUCGAAGCUUAUUGGAAAAUCUUUUCGUAUUAUAGUAAAAAGAUCACCGAUAACCACCAGUUCAUUAAAUCCAAAAGUGAUUAUUACUGAAAGUGGAAAACAAGUUACUUUAAAUUGUAAUAAUAAUAAUAAUAAUAAUACAUUACAAAACAAUAAUAUAAUGAAUAAGUAUAAAAUACCAUUUCCAAUGUCACCAACACUUGAUGAAUGGAAUAAAUGGGAUUUUAAUAAACGUGUUAAUAAUUCAAACGAUCAUAUGGAAAAACGAUAUAACAACAAGAAAUUCAACUAUUCACCAUAUAUUAAUCAAUGGAUUCAUAAUGGUCAAUUUAUUACAAUGAAUGAGAUCAAAAAUAAUAAUUAUCAUUUUGAAGAUGGAUUAUUGAAAAUAUUAAAAAUUGCAAAAUCAGAUACUGGUAUCUAUCAGUAUAUGAAAAGUACUCAGUAUACCAAUAGGAUUGAUGAUAAUCCUAAUGAAAAUGAAUAUGAUAGAGAAUCCGUCAACUGUAAAUUCUAUAUUCAAUUAAACGAUGAAAAGUUUGUUCAUAAUGAAACUGAUGAACAAAUCCAAACAAUUUAUGAGCAUACCGCUGAAGGUUUAACUGGUCAUUUGAAUUGUAAUCUAUCAUCAUUACUUUUAAUUGAAAGUUCUCAAAAUAUUAAUCAAUUAAAUAAUCAAUAUCAAUGGUCAAUUUUAUGGUAUCGUAGUGUCACAUCAAAUGAACCACUUAAUAUUGAAUCAGUUAAUAAAGCAUCUGGUGGAAUUAAAUAUAUUAUUAGUAAUGUGAAUGAAUAUACACAAAUACUUAGUAUUGUUAAUCCUAGAAAAAUUUCUGAUGAUGGUCAAUAUAUUUGUAGAGUUUAUAAUACAACAACAGGAAAACUUUUAGGUGAACAACGAUUUCAACUAAUAAUUGAAUCAAAUAAUGAUGAAGAUACACAUAAAAAUCUUAUGAAACAUGAAUCAUUUAUGACUAAAUCAUUAUCAUCUAUUCCAUCAGAAAUUCAUAGUAAAUAUGAAUUACCUAUUAAAAGAAAUGAAAAGGAAUUAGUUUUAAAACAAACUAUUCAUUAUAAUGAAAAACCACAAAUCAAAGUAUCACGACCGAUUGUGAAACGAUUGGCAAAUUUUACAAUGGCUAUACACAUAAAAUGGACAGUUUAUAAUAGUCCAAUUAAAGAAUUACAUUAUCAAUUAGGUGUAAAACAUUUAGGAAAUAUUCAACAAACUAAAUCUAUAAUGACAUAUUCAAAUGACUACCUAAAUUUACAGAACAAAUCAAAUACAGAGGAAUUUUCAGUUCUACCAAAUAUUUAUAAUAAUUCAAGUAUUAUAUUUGAUUCACGUGAUCUUUUUCAACCACAAAACUCUUACAGCUUACGUGUACUGGUUUUAGAACACCAAUUAUGGAGCCCUUGGACAGAACCAGUGAAUUUUGAUAAUAUGCUUGAUACUAAUUUACAAAUUAUAUCCAUUGUAGCUAAUAAUAAUACAUGUCUCUAUAUUGAAUGGAUUUAUAUACAAUCAAGAAAUCAUUCAUAUACAUCCAUUGAUCUAACUAAUUAUAAAGAUAUAACAUUCAUUAUAAUCUAUCGUAAUUUAUCUGAGAAUCUAAAUGAACGGAAAUCUUUAUUAGAAUUAUGGACUAAAUUUAUAUUGAAUAAUGAUAAACAAUUUCCAAUGGAUUUAUCUAAAAUCAAUCAAUUAGAUGAUUUAUAUAUACGUCGAAUAAAUAGUGAUAGUUCAUUGAAAGGUUAUUUACUUGAUGGAUUACAAUCUAAUGUAACAUAUGCAGUAUCUGUUUAUAUUGAAGUAACAAAAAUUGAUCAUUAUCAACAUCAAAAAUACUUUACUCGUUUAAGUAAUGAAGCUGUUCAAAAAACUUUACCAAAUAUUACUUCAUCAUUGAAUAAUGAAAAUAAUUUUCUUGCAAAUAAUUCAACUAAUGAAAAUAUAAAUAAAAUGGCGGAUUCAUUUGCUCAAUCAACAUCAAAUAUAAAAUCUAAAAUGACAGGACAAAUUGGUAAUAAAAAUGAUUUAAAUGGUAAAUUAACUAAAAGUUAUCAACAUGACAGUUAUGUGUUAAUUGUAAUACUUGGUUCACUUGCUGGUGUAUUACUAAUUAUAUUCAUUGCACUGAUUACAUUUUGUAUAUGGUAUCGAUUACAUUUGAAAUCUCGAUAUCCUAGAGGUUAUUUUGGUGGCUUAAGUGAUUCACAACUAACUGAAACUCCAAAGCAGAGAACAAUUACUGAAUGGGAAAACUUUCAAUCUCAACCAAUUUCAACAAGUGAUAAUCAUCAAACAUUUCCACGUACUACAGGUAAUCUUCAUCUACAAUCUUUAGGUGAUCAACAGAAUUUGAUUACAGAUUUGAAUAAUUUUGCUACAUUACAACAUCCAACACAGUGGAUACAACAGUCUCAAGUACCAUGUGAAAGUAAUUGUAGGAAAUCUAUGGUUCUUGAUGAAACACUGAAGACAUAUUGGCCAAUUAUAAAUUCUAAUGAAGCAAAAGUAGCAUUUAUGAAAAAUCAUAAUCAUGAAAACGUAAUACAUAGUUCUCCAUUACUACCCCUUUACAAAGAUUAUUUACUGAAACAGACAAAGCAUCAAUCAAUUAAUGGUACCUUCUCAGAUGGUCAAGUAGGCAAUCAGAUUGGGAGUUUAGAUGGAAUAUUUCAAGAUAUCACUGUUGGAGAGCAGUUCAAUGGUGCAAAUAAACUUUCAAACAAGGAUAAUCAACUUACAAAUGACCAGUCUUCAUCUAUCUAUUCACAUAUUGAUUCGGAUUCAACUGUCAAUGAAUUAUCACAAUUUCACUUGGAUAGAUUCAACUCAACUUUAUCUCCUACAACACAAUCUGAUUAUUCAGGAAUUGGUAAAAAUAUUUUAAAUUCUUUACAAACUAACAACAAUAACAAUAUAAAUAAUAGAAAAGAAAUUUCAUGUGAUUCCUCACAGCCAACUAGUUUAUCAUAUACUGCCAAUUCAAUCUAUCCAUUUCUCAUUAAACCAGAUGAUCUUGUCAGUUUACCUUUAAUAGGACAUCAAGGAAUGAAUACAAAUGAUACGAAUUCAUUUUAUACUACUGUACCACCUCUUCGACAUAUACAUCCAUAUCCAUUUAAUGAAAAUCUAUCAAUCAAUCAAUCAGAUCAAUUAAAAAUACCAAUAAAUCAAUAUAAUAAUAAUAAUAACAAUAUGAUAAUUCAACAAAAUGAUCUCAUCAAACAUCUUCAAUUAUUGAAUAAGAAUCAAUUCAUUUAUGGAUCAAAUAUAUUGAAUACUUUAACUACACCAUUAUCAGCCUAUACAGAUAAUUUAACAGCUACAUUAACAUUACAACAAUGGAUUGAAUAUAUGAGUAAACCGGAAUUGAUUAAAAAUAAUAAUAAUAAUAAUAUGAAAUUAUAUAAUGAAUUAUAUAAGAAAAUAGAGAAUAGAUCAAAUAUAAAACAAUCUAAUAUACAAUUCAAUAAAAUAGAACAACAAACUAUAUGUAAUGAUAAUAAACAAUAUCAUAAAAGUCCAAGAGAAAAUCUUAGUUCUAGUUUUGCUGAUAGUGGAGUUGAUCUUCCAAAUACCAAUAACCUUGAAUCAGAUAUUAUGGAACAUAAUUUAAGUAAAAAUGAUAGUCCAAUAGAAAUUCGUACAAGAAAUUCAAGUAUCAUACGACCUAUAGAAAGAGUUUCAUCAGGACCAUGA
Schistosoma bovis is the source of this 5422-nucleotide messenger RNA. The record is from the annotation of a GenBank genome assembly. Lineage: Eukaryota; Metazoa; Platyhelminthes; Trematoda; Strigeidida; Schistosomatidae.